Messenger RNA from Sorex araneus (European shrew), 2673 nucleotides. RefSeq names its product vesicle amine transport 1 (gene VAT1). The transcript has 6 exons. NCBI's taxonomy places the organism in Eukaryota, Metazoa, Chordata, Mammalia, Eulipotyphla, Soricidae. The coding region runs from base 97 to 1296 and encodes 399 amino acids. The record is from RefSeq and is a predicted model, not a curated record. Gene Ontology annotation, molecular function: zinc ion binding; oxidoreductase activity.
CGCCCGAGUUCUGCAGUCGCUGUCCGGACGUGCGCCCCGCCCUCCCCAGCUGUAAACGCUCCAUCCAGCUGUGCUCGCACGUCCAGAUUUCCAGCCAUGUCCGCCGAGGGAGAGGUCGCAGAGGCGGCCACCGUGGCGGUGGCAGCCGAGGCCGGGACUGUGGAAGACUCGUCUUCGAAGCCCCCGAGCGCCGAGGCGCCCGACGCCAGCCCGCCGGCGCCGGCCUCCUCUGAGGGGGCUGCCGCGGCGCCCCCGCUGCGCUGCCUGGUGCUCACGGGCUUCGGGGGCUACGACAAGGUGAAGCUGCAGAGCCGGCCGGCCGCACCCCCGGCGCCCGGGCCCGGCCAGUUAACCCUGCGCGUCCGGGCCUGCGGGCUCAACUUCGCCGACCUUAUGGCCAGGCAGGGGCUGUACGACCGGCUGCCGCCGCUGCCCAUCACUCCAGGCAUGGAGGGGGCGGGCGUCGUGAUCGCCGUGGGCGACGGCGUCAGUGACCGCAAGGUUGGGGACCGGGUGAUGGUGCUGAUCCGCUCAGGCAUGUGGCAAGAGGAGGUGACAGUGCCCUCAGUGCAGACCUUCCUGAUGCCGGAAGCCAUGUCCUUCAAGGAAGCUGCCGCUUUGCUGGUCAAUUAUGUUACGGCCUACAUGGUCCUCUUUGAUUUCGGCAACCUCCGGCCGGGCCACAGCGUCUUAGUGCACAUGGCUGCAGGGGGCGUGGGCAUGGCCGCCCUGCAGCUGUGCCGCACGGUGGAGAAUGUGACGGUGUUUGGAACGGCCUCGGCCAGCAAGCACGAGGUGCUGAAGGAGAACGGGGUCACGCAUCCCAUCGACUACCACACGACUGACUACGUGGAUGAGAUCAAGAAGAUCUCCCCCAAAGGGGUGGACAUCGUCAUGGACCCUCUGGGUGGUUCAGAUACUGCCAAGGGCUACAACCUCCUCAAACCCAUGGGCAAAGUGAUCACCUAUGGAAUGGCCAACCUGCUGACGGGCCCCAAGCGGAACAUCAUGGCUCUGGCGCGCACAUGGUGGAACCAGUUCAGCGUGACGGCGCUGCAGCUGCUGCCUGCCAACCGCGCCGUGUGCGGCUUCCACCUGGGCUACCUGGAGGGCGAGGUGGAGCUGGUCAGCGCGGUGGUGGCCCGCCUGCUGACGCUCUACAACGAGGGCCGCAUCAAGCCCCACAUCGACUCCGUGUGGCCCUUUGAGAAGGUGGUGGACGCCAUGAAGCAGAUGCAGGAGAAGAAGAAUGUGGGCAAAGUCCUCCUGGUCCCAGAGCUAGAGAAGGAGAACUAGGGUGGGGGCCGGGAGACCUGUGGGUGCGGGAAGGGCACGCGCUGGGAAGCCACACUGUUGGCACCAGCCUCUGGAGUUGCAUUUCACCCUCCGUCCAUCCGCUCUGCCCUCUUCCCCCCCAGGGUCUCCCUGUCUGACCUCUCCCAGCCCCUGCCCUCCCCCGCCCCCCCCCCCCCAGCCUUCCUGCCUUCUGAAGAGGUUGGGAAGUGACCACUUGGAUGUCUGGGCCCUGCAAGGGGACAGGGAGGGUCAGAGGGAGGUGGGCUGCUUCCUGCCCCCGCCCUGUCCCCGGGCCCCGCUGUGCUGCUUUGUGCCAACGUUAGCCAGUCCCUUCCCUUCCCUUCCGUGUGCUUCCGCCCCGGCCCCGCCACCUUCUCCAAAGAACUGAGAUGCCAGCUCAGGGUGGGGGGGCCACCACGCGCGUGAGUCCAGCAUGUCCCUUUCUCCCUGCUUUCCCCCCGGGGCCGGCCGGCACCACCUCUGCACACUGGCCGCGUCUCCUCUCCUGCGCCAACUUCUCAAGCACAAUCGGGUUUCCUCCACCUCCGGGCUCUCGGCCACUCUCCACCAAGGGCGGCGUCUGGCUGCUCGUGCCCCCGCCCCCCUCCCCCACUGAGUUCUCUGGAUUUGUUCUCAGUGCCUUAGCCGUGAAAAACCUGUGCUGUGUCUGGGGGGCGGGGGUCCUGGUCUCUGCUGCACCCCCUUCUCCACCUCCGGGCCCCCCAGUGCCUUCCUUGUUCUGGUGGAACUGGGGUCUCUGCUGCUCCCCAGUCCCACAACACUGCCAAAAAUCUGUGUGUGUGCCAGUCAGGGGGGGUGGUGGGGUGGGGAGCAGCCCCUGGCCUUCUGGGCUCUGGUCCUGUCUCUGGGGGCUGUCAUUUCUCUAGGGGGUAGGUGAGGGAGACGAGGCAGGGGGGAACCUUCCCAGCCCCGCAGGUAAGUGGGGCCCCCUGCCACCAUACUCCGAGAGGCCUCGCCCCACCCGGUUCUGGGACCAAAGUCAAACUCCUCGAAGCACAUUCCCACAGGUCCCCGGCAGGCACUGCCUUCUCGGAGCAGGGAGGCAGCUUGGCAAACAGCACCCCGUUUUGUUUACAUGGGUGGGGAGACAGAGCAGGGGAGCAAGGUGGGGGGUGGUGAGGAACGAAGCCCCUGAAACGAAAGGAAGGGACUUCCUGAACCCGGGCUGUCACCCGCUCUGUGAGCUGGAAUUGGGAAGGUCAGUGCCCCAAGCACGGCCAACGGGAGGUGGGGGGAAGGCUCAGCCCCUUCCUUGUGUAAAGGAGGCCUAAGAGUGUGCGAUUUCCGCUUCUGUGUACCCCAUCCCACUUACCGAAGCUGCCUUUGUGUUUGUGUCAAUAAAAAGCCAAAACCUGG